UUCAGUUAAUAGUUGCUACUCUAUUCGAAAACUCAAAUCAUCAUGUCUGGACGUGGUAAAGGAGGCAAAGUUAAGGGAAAGGCAAAGUCCCGCUCGAAUCGUGCUGGUCUUCAGUUCCCUGUGGGCCGUAUUCACCGUCUGUUGAGGAAAGGAAACUAUGCCGAACGUGUUGGAGCCGGAGCACCCGUCUAUCUGGCGGCUGUGAUGGAAUACCUCGCUGCCGAAGUGUUGGAAUUGGCAGGAAACGCUGCCCGUGAUAAUAAGAAGACCAGAAUCAUCCCGCGUCAUCUGCAGCUGGCCAUUCGUAACGAUGAGGAGUUGAACAAACUGCUCUCCGGAGUGACCAUUGCUCAGGGUGGUGUUCUACCAAACAUCCAAGCCGUGCUACUGCCCAAGAAGACCGAAAAGAAGGCCUAAAUCGAACGGCGAACAAACCCUUUUUCAAACCGUCCUUUUCAGGACGACCACAUAUUUGCGAUAAAGAUGAAAUUGAAAUUGUUUCCGAUGGGACACAUUGUUUCAGAAACAAUGCAACUGACUAUCAUAACUGAGGAUCUCAUAGAUUGGAUUACAAUGCAGCUCGUUGAUAUUUAUUCAUCUCGAAAUCAAUCAAAUGAUAAAUUUAAUUGGAAUCAAUGCUAUUGUAUAGUUACACAACCAUUUAUAAACCAACAGAAGCUCAAUGCUGAGGUUUUACUUAAAAAUA
Molecule: messenger RNA, 706 nt
Organism: Topomyia yanbarensis
Lineage: Eukaryota; Metazoa; Arthropoda; Insecta; Diptera; Culicidae
Product: histone H2A
Exons: 1
Coding region: 43-417 (124 amino acids)
Cellular component (GO): nucleosome
Molecular function (GO): DNA binding; structural constituent of chromatin; protein heterodimerization activity
Source: RefSeq, a predicted model, not a curated record